CGCAAAACUUACGCGACGCCUUCUAAUCCUUUCGCCCAUGUGAAUGUCGUCGCCGGUGUCUUAUGCAAGCAAAUUUUCAAGUUUCAUAAGCUCAUUGCGGCGCCUCCCCAAAUCGGCAAGGUCAGUAGUCUCCUGCUCUGUCACAGACUAAUACACAUCUGACACAUCUGUGCACGGUGUUUGUAUGCAGUAUAGUCGGUGAGAUGUGGGUGCAUAAGCUUUGAUUGUUUUAUUGAAUACCAGAUGUUCAAUUUCCAAAAUGACCACCAGGCUGUGCAGAUGGGCGCGACAGUUUCCUCGCUGCCCUCAGAUUGCUGCAGCCCCAGCCCGAUUACAGACACCCACUCUCCACUCUAUAGAGCCAUGGUGCUCUUUGUCAUUGUCUUGGCUUCGGCCUGCUCCUAGACACCUCUGUCAGGGCAGUGAACUGGCCAAGAUGGAGGAGACCCCAAUUCCAUAUGAACGCACAGAACUAGUGGGACUUGUUGAAAAGGCAGCCACUCCACAGGAAGUGCUUCAGCUGUGGGCAGAGCAAGGCAGAUCUGCCGGUGAUGCAGCCAGGUGUCUGAUCCAGCUCAGCCUACGGGUCAUGGAAAAGGGUGGUGACGGAAUUCUGCAGGAUCCACGCUGUGAAAAUAUGCUGGAGACCGUAAACUCUCAGGUGUCUUCAGUAUGGAAUGGGUCUCUAGUGGCUCUCCUGCGCGCUCUCUCCAUGUUGGGUCUCCCUUUUGAUGCCCCUCUGCUCCGCUCUCUCCAGAAUGAAGUUCUUUGGAGGAUUCGACGCCUCACUUACCGUCACCUGGCCUACCUGGUGGAUUGGGUAGCCUUUCAGCGCAGUAGAGGGCAGGAAAAUGAAGCUCUUACCAAAACCCUGUUGAAACAACUUGAGCUGCGCUGGACUGAGCUGUGUGAUCCUCGUACCAUCAGCAUUCUCAUGAGCCGUGCCUCUCUCCUCUCCCCCUCACUCAUGGACAAACUAGAGGACAAGGCCCUGGAGUUGUCUGAAAACUUCAGCGCAGAGGAUAUCCGCAGGGUGGCAUUUGCACUGGCCUCUCAAAACAGAAGAGCCGUUUCUUUGUUGCGGGCACUCUCAUAUCACCUGAACCAGAAACCCUCCCUUGAACUGAAAACACCACUGCUGCUUGACAUAGCAUAUGCUUAUGGUAAGCUGAAUUUUCACCAGACACAGGUGCUCCAGAGAAUAGCUGCGGAGUUAUUGCCUAGGUUAUCUGAACUGAGUUCACUUGACGUCACACGCUGUGCCAAGUCUCUGGCCUUCCUCAAGUGGCUCCACCUGCCUCUGUUUGAAGGCUUUGCUCAGCACUACACAAGUAAUAGUGAAAAGUACAGCACUCUGCAGGUGUGUAAUCUCCUCAUGUCUUUCGCCAAACUCAACUUCCAGCUCAGCAAAGGGGAGGAAUUCUACCCAAAGGUACAUACAGCUUUGGAGAAUUCCUUUCAAAAUUUAGAGCCCUUUCUGAAAACAGAUGUUGUUUGGUCACUGUGUGUGCUGAACCAGGCCAAGCCUGACUACAUCACCUCUGUUACAAAGCCUGCCUUUCAGAAGAAACUAUCAGCAGGUGGAAGUGUGGGCCGGACCGAGAACUAUCAACAGAAACUAUUGCAUAUCUCUGCCUAUGCUCAGCUGGAGCCUCUUGGAGCCACUGCUGUCUCUUCUGCUGUGCUGCUGCCUGCUUCCCAGGGCAAAGUGGACUCAAACACCCCUCUACGGAGUGGCCUACACACAGCCCUCCAGAGCUUGACAAACGCACGUACACAGGCUCUCCGUACUACUGUAAAAACAGUAUACGGCUGGACAAUAGAUGGAGAGCUUGUUGUAGAUUCAGAAAAUAAGCCUAUAGACUUGGAGAACUUAAAAGCCCCUCAUUUACCUGGAGGCGGUGGGACUGUUGUCUUACCUGCUGGGGCACGACGGAUAGCAUUUGUGGCUUGGGAGUUUCCUAAUUUUUGUCUCAGGAGUAAGGAUCUUCUGGGGCGCUUUGCCAUGCAGAAACGUCACCUACAGCUGGCUGGUUUUAUAGUGGUGGAGGUGCCGUACUUUGAAUGGCUGGAGCUGAAGUCUGAUAGGCAGAAAGUGGCCUACCUGAAGGACAAGUUAGGGAAGGCAGUGGCUGAGGACAUGGCGAAGUGAGAUGAUGGACCAACUGUUCAUCAAACCAAUCAAUAAAUGUAAAUGCUUUCAGACAGACUGUGGCACAGGCUACUAAAACAAACUACAGACCCAGGCAAAAACAUAACAUAUGAGGGAAGGAUAAUGAGUACUACCACACAUAUAUAACUGUGACAGAAAUGUUGUUGUCCACACGUUUCAUGAUGGAAAAAUCUGAACAUCAGUGUGGAAUAAAGGAGUGAAAGCAAACAUAUGUCUGGGAGCUGUCAUCUCUGCAUGCAGAAAAAGCAGAACCUCCAGAAAUCAGCAGAUGCUUGGAAGAAACAUUAAGGAAUCUACUGCCUUCCCAAAAAGCAAUCUUGCAACCAAAGAGGCAAGCAUAUGCUCUAAAGUGCAAGUGUGUGUCUGAGCUAACAUAAGUGAUAUUCACCACAGGGGAAACCAUUCUUCUCCAACCACAUUAAAUUAUAAUAUCUUUGCUUCCAUUGUCUAAAACAUUGUCCAUUGUUGUCCUCAAAAGCACCAGGACAAACACUUUCUACUACCACUAAUAAUAAAUACAUAUUUUUUUUAAUGCAGUUGCCUAGACAACACUUAAGGCUUUCCUUGUUUCCAAGGAGACAGUUGUUGAGGUUGAAAAUAUUUACAGAGAGGGGAUAGCUCAGAAACUGAGAGUUCAGUAUUUAAAAGAUACUUUCAUUACAGACAGAGAAUACCUCUCUCUAUGUUUCCUGUUAAUUAGUAAAGUUGGAAAAUAAUAUCAAAGGGAUAGUUCUCUCAAAAAUUUAAAAUUUUGUCUUCAUUUACCAGAAUGUUGUUGCAAACCUAUAUGUCUGAUUUCUUCCGUGGAACUCUUGAGAUAUUUGGCAGAAUGUUAGGGACUGAUAGCCUCAGCCACCUUUCAAUGAAUGGAAAUAAAGAUGCCAUGAAAGUGAAUGGUGACUGAGGCUGUCAGUCCCUAACAUUCUACCUAACAUCUCAUUUUGUGUUCCACAGAAUAAGUCAUAUGGCUUUGGUUGGAAUAUCAUGACGGUGAGUAAACGAUGACAGAAUUUUCAUAUUUGGGUGAUCUGUCCCUUUAAUAAUUUAUUAUAUCAACUCUACUUGACUUACAUGUUAUUUGUGCAUUUAUGGAUGUACUUGUGUUAUUUGAUAAAGAGCAAUCUUAACAAUUUUACACAAACAUGUAAGUGGAAAUAAAAUUCCAUUGAAUAUUUGUUUAGCAUACAACUUAUUACCCAGUUCUGGAACGUUCAGACCUUAGAGGAGCUUAAGACCUGUUGUCAGUAUUGCGCUUCUGUUAUUUGCUGUCAAGUCAAACUGGAGGUCCUUCCUGUGGUCAGUCUUUACUGAAGAAUAGACCUUCCUCUUGAAAGAAAAUCUCAGAGGUUUAUAUUGUACUUGAGGAAAUGCAGAGAAUGGAAUUUUCCAUUUAUACAUUCAUCUUAAGCACAUCAGUGUGUGGUAUCAAUAAAAUAAAUAAUAUGUUGUCAUCAAAGAUCA
Molecule: messenger RNA, 3634 nt
Organism: Myxocyprinus asiaticus (Chinese sucker)
Lineage: Eukaryota; Metazoa; Chordata; Actinopteri; Cypriniformes; Catostomidae
Product: FAST kinase domain-containing protein 4-like
Exons: 13
Coding region: 260-2152 (630 amino acids)
Biological process (GO): mitochondrial RNA processing; regulation of mitochondrial mRNA stability
Cellular component (GO): ribonucleoprotein granule; mitochondrial matrix
Molecular function (GO): RNA binding
Source: RefSeq, a predicted model, not a curated record